Molecule: messenger RNA, 462 nt
Organism: Diversispora eburnea
Lineage: Eukaryota; Fungi; Glomeromycota; Glomeromycetes; Diversisporales; Diversisporaceae
Source: the annotation of a GenBank genome assembly
AUGUGGACGGAAGAUCAUUUGCGAUUAUUAAUCAGCGAACAAAAAAACAGAAAUUCAGAAUAUCAUAGUAUAAUUGGAAAUAGGAUGAAUUUCUGGGAUAGCAUUUUAAUAUGCCAAUAUAUUGCAGGAAAUAAUUCUGAGCGUCAAAGCAAAGUUGAAACACCAUUUGAUAUGAUUCAUAAUUCAAACAUUGCCAUGGGACGUGCCCAAGAAAGAUGUCGUAACCGUACUCCACCACCAACUUAUGAUGAAUUAACAUCAAUGAUAGGUUCAAGUUGUCGUGAAUCUUCCGCAGAAGAGGCGAGAGAACGGAGUUCAUCUGUUGUUGAUAGGAGGAUUCAAAGACAAUCACCAUAUAUAUCUUUAACCCGUGAUGAAAUCAACAUUAAUACAAACAAUCUUGAUGUGAGAAAUCCCAAACAAAAUAUUAAAACAAUACCUCUUCAACCUCCACCCCUAUGA